Molecule: messenger RNA, 774 nt
Organism: Pseudomassariella vexata
Lineage: Eukaryota; Fungi; Ascomycota; Sordariomycetes; Amphisphaeriales; Pseudomassariaceae
Product: PH domain-containing protein
Exons: 3
Coding region: 1-774 (257 amino acids)
Source: RefSeq, a predicted model, not a curated record
AUGACGAGCUUCAUCGCAAAGCAAGUGAGCAAGAAAAUCCUUGGCGAAUCAGUGUCGAAUCGAUUUGGUACUGAGGACCCCUACUUCGAGCAAGUUCCCGCGACGAGGUUAGACGGCAAACCGUCUGGCAAAUUCAAGAAAGUCCGGAAGGCUUUACCUCCGGGAAUAUCUGAGCAUGAUGGUCACGUUCUUACCAAGGUUAAGCGGAGAGCAUGGCGACUUGACAUGAGUCUAUUCAACUGCUGCGGGAUUCGGUUUGGCUGGAGCAGCGUCAUUGGCAUAGUUCCUGGAGUUGGCGACGUCUUCGAUGCUUUCAUGGCCAUGAUGGUUGUCCAUACUUGCAAGCAGGUCGAAGGCGGCCUGCCCCAAUCAGUCCUCUCCAAGAUGUACAUGAACGUCAUCCUCGAUUUCCUCGUCGGUCUCGUUCCUUUCCUCGGCGAUGUCGCCGAUGCUGUUUUUCGAGCGAACACACGCAAUGCUGUCGUCCUAGAGGAAUAUCUCCGCAAGAAGGGCAAGAAGAAUCUGAGACAAAGCGGCAUGCCCAUCCCGAAUCUCGACCCAAGCGAUCCCAAUGAUUUCGAUCAAUUAGAUCGCGAACCUAUGGUAUCUUCGCAGCCAGGUCGCCACGGUGACAUGAGUGCUGGCAAAGAUCAUGGUUCCCAAUCGAAUGGUGUCACGCGACCUCCCCCAGCAAAGACAGGUGGGGGAAGCUUCUUUGGUUUUGGCAGGCAAAAGGGUCGUCCAGCAGAUGUUGAGUCGGGCCACGCCCGAUAA